GAGAAAAUCAAGAAUUUGAAGAAAAUAUCGAUAAUUUAUACGGGACCAACUUCAGGGAUUUGGGUGAAAAUGUGAAAAUGGCGACGGUGAGUGACUCAAGUACAAUUGUACAAAGGUCGUCUGUUUUUUUUUCUUUUAAUUACGCGUAGAUAAGAAGUGACAGAUUAUAGUGGAUUACAUGCCCAAAGAAUUCAUCUCACGAUUCUACUAUAACCUUCUCGUAAGACUGCCCUAGAAAAAGAACCUUUUAAAGAAGAAAUGAACGCCCAUCAUGGAGUUUAUUUUAGAUGUGAUUAAGAGCAUUAGUAAUUUUGCUCUAACUUGCACAUUGUCACAAUGGAUUGGCCAAGUGAUUGGAGACUAUCAAUAUUCAUUUUUACACAUAAUUUAUCUGAUUGUUUUUGUAUUAAUACUCGUCCUCAUCGGAAUGUUUGUCGUGAGAAAAUGGAAGUACAAAGAAUUUCUUCCGGAAGUAAAGGAAUUUGUCGGUGUUGGAAGUGGCAGGCCACGUUUCCGAAAGCGAGACAAAGUGCUAUUUUAUGGGCGAAAAAUGUUAAGAAAAGUAAAGUCUAUAAGCGGACAGGCCGGGGGCCAAGGCAAAAAAAGAAGAGCUGUGAUGAGAUUUGCUAGACGAUUACUACAACUCAAGAAGGAAACAGUUCCUCAACAAUUGAAGGUCCUGGAACCACCAGCCGAAUAUCUCGAGGAAGAUUUAGGUCCAGGUGAUAGAGUUCCUCCAGAUGCGUUGUACAUUCUCCAGAAUAUUCGCGUGUUUGGACAUUUUGAGAAGCCGGUCUUUUUAAAAUUGUGCAAGCACACUGAAAUAAUGAAUCUCCCUGCUGGCACUUCUCUUUUUAAAAUCGGCGAUCCCGAUGAAAAUGUGUUCAUUGUCCAACAGGGUUUAGUCAAUGUUUAUAUUACCGGAUCCGAUGGAUCUCAAAUUUCUCUAAAAUUAGUUAAAACUGGAGAAUCAGUGACCAGUUUGCUUAGUUUUACGGAUGUGCUCACUGGACAUACGAGUACAUAUAAAACCGUUUCAGCGCGUGCUGUUGAGAAUUCGGUUGUUGUCAAGCUGCCAAUGAGCGCUUUUCAAGAGGUCUUUCAAGAUCAUCCAGAUGCGUUUAUUCGAGUCAUUCAGGUUAUCAUGGUGAGAUUGCAGAGGGUGACUUUCACGGCAUUGCAUCAGUAUCUCGGCUUAUCGGCUGAAUUAGUUAAUCAAGGAAGUUAUAAAAAGAAGCACAGUCCUUUCUCUGGAUCGCCGGUUAGAUCCAGAACGCGUGAGAAUUUUGCUAAUCAAACAGCAGAAACGAAUAUUGGUUCCGAAUUGGCGGAGAAUUUGGAAUCGUUGCAAAAGGAAUUGAAUAAUAUUUCGAUUACACAACCAAUUCCAAUUAUUGUCAGCAGAAGGUCGAGAAAUAAUUUGGAUUUGAAGAAUUCGUACACGAGUUCGCAAUUCAGUCAAACAUCGGAAACGGUUUCUGAAUCCGAUUCGCCUUGGCCGAAAGCAUCGUCAUCUAAUGUUCAGUCACAACAAACUUCUUCGUCGGAUCAACAGUUGCCGAGUGCGGCAAGUAGAAAAGUAUCGAGAAAUGAGGGACUUUUUCAACUCGAUGAAGCACAAGUUAUUCAAAUUGCAAUUGAGGCUUUCGUCAGGGAACUUGGUCUGGAGGAUGAUUCCGUACUUCAGGGUGGCAAGGUUCAAAUUCGAGACGUACCGACAGGCACUUAUCUCAUGAAGGAAGAAUCUCACAAGGAUGUAGCUUUAGUUUAUGUUGUUACGGGUUCGUUGAUUAUAAGUCAACGAGUGACGGAGGGUGCGGAUUCUGGAGAGGAAGUACACAUGUUUAGUGCUCAUCAGGGAGAAAUUGUUGGCGGUUUAGCUGUACUGACAGGAGAACCCUCCUUUUAUACAAUCCGAGCGAAACAUUUGAGCCGCAUUGCAUUAUUAAGUAAACAAACAUUUUUCGCAAUUAUGCGAGAAAGACCCACUGUUGUUUUGCAUGUUGCAAAUACAGUUGUUCAAAGACUGAGCCCUUUCGUUAGACAAGUCGACUUUGCAUUAGACUGGUUAUUCCUGGAAAGUGGCAGAGCCGUUUAUCGUCAGGGCGAUGAAUCAGAUUCGACAUUCAUUGUUUUAAGCGGUCGAUUAAGAUCAGUAAUAACUUAUGAGAAUGGAAAAAAGGAAUGUGUCACCGAAUAUGGUAAAGGUGAUUUAGUUGGAAUUGUUGAAAUGGUGACGCAAACUCCAAGAUCAACGACUGUUAUGGCCGUACGUGAUUCGGAACUUGCGAAAUUACCUGAAGGCUUAUUUAAUGUUAUUAAGUUACGUUAUCCAAUCGUUGUCACGAGAUUGAUCAAUUUACUUGGACAUCGUAUCCUUGGCACUUGGAAACAGGCGCCAAAAACUGGAAAUCACAGAAGAGCGACAGUGGACGCAAGACCAUCGCAAAUUAAUUUCUCCACGGUUGCCAUUGUUCCAGUCUCCGAUGACGUUCCAUUAACUGCGUUUACAUACGAACUUUAUCAUUCUCUCUGCGCAAUUGGGCCUUGUCUGAGACUAACGUCCGAUGUUGUUCGAAAAACUCUGGGAAGUGCGAUAUUGGAGCCAAUGAAUGAAUAUCGAUUGACAUCGUGGCUGGCACAGCAGGAAGAUCAACAUCGAAUCUCGUUGUAUCAAUGCGACACAACGUACACUUUAUGGACACAACGAUGCGUGCGACAGGCGGAUUGUAUUUUAAUAGUCGGUUUGGGCGAUCGUCCACCGACAUUGGGAAGAACUGAGCGUGAAGUUGAACGAUUAGCAAUGAGGACACAAAAGGAAUUGGUAUUAUUGCACAAAGAACAAAGCGGUCAACGACCAACGAACACUGUCCAAUGGCUUAAUAUGAGAUCCUGGGUUUCAUGUCAUCAUCACAUACAAUGUCCCAAACGAAUGUUCUCCCGAAAGUCGCAAUAUCGAAUCAAUGAAUUGUACUCGAAAGUUCUGAUGUCGGAGCCGAACGUUCACAGCGAUUUUAGUAGACUUGCGCGAUGGUUGACAGGCACAUCGGUUGGUUUAGUUCUUGGAGGCGGUGGAGCUAGAGGAGCGGCCCAUAUUGGAAUGUUAAAAGCAAUUCUGGAAGCUGGAAUUCCGAUAGAUAUGGUCGGCGGUGUUAGCAUUGGCGCUUUCAUGGGCGCUCUUUGGUGUAUGGAGAAAAAUAUCGUCACUGUUACACAAAAAGCUCGAGAAUGGUCGAUGAAAAUGACUCAAUGGUGGCGACAGAUUUUGGAUUUAACAUAUCCAAUGACUUCGAUGUUCUCCGGGAAGGAUUUCAAUAAAACGAUACAAGCGACAUUUGGUGACACGUACAUCGAGGAUCUUUGGCUUCCUUAUUUUACAUUAACGACUGAUAUAACGGCAUCGUGUAUGAGAAUUCAUAGACACGGAUCGAUGUGGCGAUAUAUUCGGGGUUCGAUGUCAUUGUCUGGUUAUAUGCCUCCCAUGUGCGAUCCCGCCGAUGGUCACCUGCUCCUAGACGGCGGGUACGUCAAUAACCUUCCAGGUAUUCUCUGGAAGUAUAGUCGGGCGAGUAUGACAUUUGCCGGAGUCUUUCCACCUGUUUGCGAUCCAGUUGAUGGGCAUCUUUUAGUCGACGGGUGUUAUGUUAAUAAUGUUCCAGCUGACGAGAUGUUAAGACAAGGAGCUCAUCAUAUUUUGGCUAUUGACGUUGGAUCUCAAGAUGAUACUGAUUUGACGAAUUAUGGAGAUUCCUUGUCAGGAUGGUGGUUACUUUGGAAAAGGUGGAAUCCAUUUGCAGAACCCGUGAAAGUUCCUAAUUUGCCUGAUAUUCAGUCGCGAUUGGCGUACGUCAGCUGUGUUCGACAAUUGGAGGAAGUAAAAAAUUCGGAUUAUUGCGAAUACAUACGACCACCGAUUGAUAAAUUUAAAACACUGCAAUUCGCUAAUUUCGAUGAAAUCAAAGACGUUGGAUAUCAUCAUGGUAAAACUUAUUUUGAGGGACAGCAGAAAGUUGGAAUUUUGCCACGAUUUAAUGCCGAUAGAGAGAAUGCAAAAAUACUUCGAGCAAAGACUCAAGCUGCUUGUCAGCAAACAUCUUCCUACACUUUUACUGAUCUCGCACAAAUGGUUUGCAAGGUAUCGCGAGGAAGUCGAUACUUAAAUGUAGAUAUGGAUUCUGAUUCUGAAAUCGAAGAAUACGAGGCUGAUUUAGAGGAAGACGCACAUGAAGUCGGAUACGCCUCCGAGCCAUCAGUGGGAAUUUUGGAUCAGAGUCCCGACGACAAUCGUUUACGAAGAAGAACGGGAACAUCUUUAAGUUUAUCCGAUGCAGAGGCCGAGUCAGAACCUGAGUAUCACUCAAAAUUAUUCUGAACUUUGUCUCUUUGUACAUUUUUAAUUGACGACUGGCUUGUAAUUUUUUACAACAAAACAAAAAAAAAAUGUAAAUAUGUAUAGGAAUGUAAAAAAAGGAAACGUGAGUAUUCGUAUUUUCAAGUACAUCAUUUUAAUUUCGUUGCAUCAACAAAAAAUGCUUUUAAUAUCGUUGCAGUCUCUUCAGUAAAAACAAUAAUUUCUGUUACCAUUACUAUCACUGUUGUAGCAAAAUAAAACUAUUAUAUCAUUUGUAAA
Molecule: messenger RNA, 4630 nt
Organism: Leptopilina heterotoma
Lineage: Eukaryota; Metazoa; Arthropoda; Insecta; Hymenoptera; Figitidae
Gene: sws
Product: neuropathy target esterase sws
Exons: 16
Coding region: 272-4372 (1366 amino acids)
Biological process (GO): phosphatidylcholine metabolic process
Cellular component (GO): endoplasmic reticulum
Molecular function (GO): phosphatidylcholine lysophospholipase A1 activity
Source: RefSeq, a predicted model, not a curated record